AUGGACAUGGUGACUCUGAAUAACCCCUUGUUGGUCUUAAUUUUUGCUGCAAUUGUAGCACUAUGUGCAGUCAAGAAAAUCUUAGGAUCAUCAAAGAAGGAGAAGAAAAAAUAUUAUCCAAUUGCUGGAACAGUGUUGCAUCAGCUGCUUAAUUUCCGAAGGUUGUACGAUUACAUGACUGAAUUGACACAAAAAAACAUCACUUUCAGAUUGCUUUACCUUGACAACAGUGAAGUCUACACUGCAGACCCUGCAAUUGUUGAAUAUGUACUCAAAACAAAUUUUGCAAACUAUGGCAAGGGCUGGUACCACCAUAACAUCUUGAAAGAUCUCCUAGGUGAUGGGAUCUUCACAGUUGAUGGAGAAAGAUGGAAACACCAGAGGAAGAUGUCAAGUUACGAAUUCUCAACCCGAAACCUGAGGGAUUUUAGCAGUGGUGUCUUCAAAACCAAUGCAGCAAAACUCGCUGGGAUAGUUUCUGACGCUAUAGCCUCAAAUCAGAUCAUAGAAAUUCAAGAUUUAUUCAUGAAAUCGACUUUGGACUCAGUGUUCAAGGUUGUACUUGGCGUUGAUCUAGACAGUAUGCGUGGAACAAACGAGGAAGGGACUCAAUUUUCCAAGGCUUUUGACGAAGCAAGUGAAAUGACCUGCUACCGUUAUGUUGAUAUAUCCUGGCCAAUCAAACAGUACUUUAACAUUGGAUCAGAGGCUAAAUUGAAAAACUGUAUGAAGAUAGUUGAUGGAUUCGUUUACGAAGUCAUUCAAAACAAGAUCGAACAAGUGCGCAAGCCCAACGACGACCUUCCAGUGAGUAAAGGAGAUAUUUUGUCUAGAUUUCUGGAAAUGAAUGAAACAGAUCCGAAGUACCUUAAAGACAUAAUACUAAGUUUUAUAAUUGCUGGGAAGGAUACAACAGCAAGCACUCUAUCCUGGUUCUUUUACAUGAUGUGCAAACACCCACUGAUACAAGAAAGGAUUGCAAAAGAAGUGAGGGAAGCAACAAAACUUCAAGAGAAUCCGAGCAUCGAUGAAAUGGCAAACAGUAUUACUGAAGAAGCAUUGGACAAAAUGCAGUUUCUCCAUGCAUCCAUAACAGAAACUCUCAGACUUUAUCCUGCAGUCCCGGUGGAUGGGAAGAUGUGUUUUUCAGAUGAUACUUUCCCAGAUGGAUUCAGCGUGAAGAAAGGAAACUUGAUUUCGUACCAACCGUGGUCAAUGGGAAGGAUGAAAUCUUUAUGGGGCGAGGAUGCAGAGGAGUUCCGGCCCCAGAGAUGGUUAGAUGAAAAUGGUGUCUUCCAGCAAGAAAGCUCUUUUAAAUUCACAGCCUUUCAAGCAGGCCCAAGAAUUUGUCUUGGAAAAGAGUUUGCUUACAGGCAGAUGAAAGUAUUUGCUGCUGUGCUGCUUAGUGUCUUCUCGUUUAAGUUGAAUGAUGAAAAGAAAGCUGUGAAUUACAGAACUAUGCUAACACUGCAGAUCGACGGGGGCCUCCAUCUUCGCGCUGCACACAGAUUCAGACGCUGA
Molecule: messenger RNA, 1521 nt
Organism: Fraxinus pennsylvanica
Lineage: Eukaryota; Viridiplantae; Streptophyta; Magnoliopsida; Lamiales; Oleaceae
Source: the annotation of a GenBank genome assembly